AUGGAAUCAGUCGGCGUUGCACAAUCCAAGCUUUCUGUGGAGGACGGUGUGCUCUGGUAUCACGGAUUCCAGAGCUCAAAGCUGCCCCCUUAUCUCCUCCGGUCACCAAGCCUUUCUCUGAGACAAUUGUUGGAGAAGCUGGACCGUCGAGAAGUGUCUGGACACCACAAACUGACGCUGCAAGUCCAAAUCGUCAAAGCUUUCUGGCAGUUCUACGCCUCGAGCUGGAUGCAGAGGACUUGGAACAAGGACCUGGUCCACUUUCUCUUUCAAAGGAGGGGACAGUCGAGUCAAGAGAUCAAAGUCGACGACCCAUUUCUCGAAAUCCGAUUCGACAUGGCUGCCCCAGGACAGCAGAGGGUUGAACAAUACCCAUACUUUACGUGGCCGCCCAUCCACUCUCUCGGCGUCAUCCUCUUGGAAAUCGAGCUUGUAGACUGCAUUGAUCGCGCUGUCCAAGAUUAUGGAUUCUUGUCAGAGUCUACAGGCCGGCCGAAACAAAAUGCCGAGCUUUUUGCCGCCGAGUACGCUGUCAAGUGCGAUCACAUUCUGGACAAUGAUGAAACAUACCCUGAGGUGGCAUCAUCAUCAAAUCCUGCCUUGAUGCGACAUCGGAUCUCAAUCGGCUACACAACCGCAGCGGUUACAGGCGGUCCAAAGUUCGACACUGCACAGUCCAGUAAACGCCAACCAGUCGGAAACUCGGUCUCAUAG
This is a messenger RNA of Pyricularia oryzae 70-15, 714 nucleotides long. RefSeq lists its product as uncharacterized. The record is from RefSeq and is a predicted model, not a curated record. The transcript is spliced from 3 exons. The coding region runs from base 1 to 714 and encodes 237 amino acids. NCBI's taxonomy places the organism in Eukaryota, Fungi, Ascomycota, Sordariomycetes, Magnaporthales, Pyriculariaceae.